Molecule: messenger RNA, 3355 nt
Organism: Pimephales promelas (fathead minnow)
Lineage: Eukaryota; Metazoa; Chordata; Actinopteri; Cypriniformes; Leuciscidae
Gene: krt18b
Product: keratin 18b
Biological process (GO): intermediate filament cytoskeleton organization
Cellular component (GO): keratin filament; cytoskeleton
Molecular function (GO): structural molecule activity
Source: RefSeq, a predicted model, not a curated record
AAGAGUUUAGUGGGGGUAUAUAAGCGGCACAGUUCUCUUCCUGUGGCUUUUAAGGGUUGACUUCCCUCAGCGUACACUCAUAUUCUCGUGCAGCCAGUACUUCACUUCUCCACCACCAUGAGCUUCUACGCACCUCAGGCCUCUCACAUGUCCUUCACCCGCUCUGUGCCCGCACACCGUGCUGCAAGUACGUAUGGUGGGGCAGGUGGACAGGGCACCAGGAUCUCAUCCGUCUCUUCCAUGUCUCUCCGUUCGGCACCUAGAAGCGGUGGCCUUACCUCUUCCUCGGCCUUCAAGGUGAGCUCAGCCGGCAUGGGUGCUGGUGUAGGGGGUUCCCUCAGGGCCGGUGCUGGCUCCUCAGGGGCCCAAAUGGGCAAUGAGAAAGGCCAGAUGCAGAAUUUAAAUGACCGUUUGGCCACUUACCUGGAAACGGUGCGAAGGCUGGAGCAGGAGAACAGCAAACUGGAGAUGAAGAUCAGAGAGGCCCUGGAGAAAGGUGGACCAGAAACUCGCGACUACAGCAAGUACAACGCCAUCCUGGAUGACCUGAGGAGGAAGGUGUUUGAUGCCACUUUGGACAAUGCUGGUUUUGUUCUGCAGAUUGACAACGCUCGUCUGGCUGUAGAUGACUUCAGAGUCAAGUUUGAGAAUGAGAUGGCCAUCAGGCAGUCUGUGGAAGGAGAUAUUGCAGGUCUGAAGAAGGUCAUUGAUGACACCAAUAUUGGACGCCUGAAUGUGGAGGGUGAAAUUGAGUCUUUGAAAGAAGAGCUCGUCUUCCUCAAGAAAAACCAUGAAAAUGAAGUUGGGGACUUCCGAAACCAGAUCUCACAGUCAGGUGUUCAGGUGGAUGUUGAUGCACCCAAAGGACAGGAUAUGGCUCAAGUGAUGGAAGAUAUGAGGGCUAACUAUGAAAAGCUAGCUCUCAAAAAUGCAGAAGAACUCAAAAUGUGGCACGAAUCCCAGAUAUCAGAUGUUCAGGUGCAGGUCGCUCAGAACACAGAGGCAUUACAAGGAGCUCAGAUGGAGGUUAAUGACCUUCGGCGACAGAUGCAAACACUACAAAUAGAGCUCGCAUCCCAACAAAGCCUGAAAGCGUCACUUGAAGAUACCCUGCGGAACACAGAGCAGCGUUCAAAUGCAGAGAUGGAGAAGUACAAUAACAUCAUUCUGCAGUUUGAAGCUGAGCUGGGACAGCUGAGGUCAAAUAUCACAGAGCAGGGUCAGGAAUAUGAAGCCCUGCUUAAUAUGAAGAUGAAACUGGAAGCCGAGAUCAGCACUUACAAGAAACUUCUAGAUGGGGAAGACUUCAAGUAAAGACAUAAAACUCCAGGAUGCACUAGACGGCCGAGACUGAUGUUGCAAGCGCCAAUCUUGAAGAGCAGACCACAGAAUGUGGGCUAAACGACUCAUCAAAUAAAGUUACAAUUUUAGACAGCAUUCACAUCGAAAACUCGUGGCAAAUCUUUAUCAUUUGAAAGUCCCUUUCCAAUAUGUCUAGACACAACAAAUGUAGGUUUCAUUUGGUUGUCAUUUACAGGUUAAUUAUUACUUUACGUCAACAAAGCCCGUUCCACCCUACAGUCUAAUUUAACACAUACAAUAAGAGUUACAGAACAACAGAAGCAGCUUUUUAAACAUUGAGUAUCUUUGAGUCUUUAUAAUACACAAUCCCAUGUCAUUGCACAUUUAUACAGUAAACCCAACCAUACGAUUAAAUGUGUAGAGAAAUGUGAACUUCUCUCAAGUCAAGGUAGUAAUGAAAUAAAUAGUGCUUUGUGAAAUGUGUAAAAGUGAAAUUUGGAAUCAAGCAAACACAUGGUACAACGGUUUCCUCUGUGAAGUUGCAGUUUUGUCCACUAGAUUGAAUGGCUCUUAGUGAGCAUAAAUGGGUCCUACAAGAUGGUGUAUUUCACACACAAAUACAUUAAACUCAAAUUUUAGUAGAGUAAGUCUAGCUACAGCUCAUUAUUCAGUGUACUCAUAUAUUCCAAAUGAAACAAACCCUAUCAAAAAUGUGACGGGCUCUUUUAAGGCAGAACUUCCAUUCUUACUGAGCAUUAAAAUUCAUCCGGAUUUAUACAAGUGAUUGGUUUAAUAUGUGAUAUGUUUUAAGUCAGCUGUUGGACUAACACCAAGACAGGAUACAAAAAAAGGCAUUUGAUAGACAACAUUUAAAAUCACAUGAUGUUUUAGCUGCCAAUGCUGUUAACUUCCACUAACAAGACACAAGCUUGUUAGCAUUUAAUGCUAGCCAUUUGAAGAAGGGCCAUCUGGUUUCACUCCAAGAAAAAGCUCUUACUACAAGUUUUAGUCUAUAAAAUGUAUAAAAAGUUUAUAAAAAAUAAACAGUAUUAGUACAUGAAAUUGUGCUACAUGUUAGCUAAGACAAUGAAGCAUAGAUCAAUCUGGAAAAGUCAUUGGGAUUUGUUUACUUGACUUUUGCACAAUGAGCUAAUGCCAUAGCUAAUUAGCUUGCUAGAGAUCCAUUGCUUGAGUCGUGUAAGCCUAUAACUAAACUGAUUCCCUGAAAAGCUUAAGUGGAUUGAUUUUGAGUUCUCCAGAAAGAUUGAGACACUGUGAAUAGCUCCAAAAGUACUAUUUCUAAUAAAUCAACAUGAAAUAUAAUGCAGCUGCUUAUUUGAUAACGGUUCUGUAGGUUGCACAUUUACACUUUGGCUUCACAAAGGAAGCUAUUUUAAAAUGAAAUUACAAUAAAAAUUUUAAAAAUUACACUAGGGCAAAAAGAUUUUUACUAAACACACCGAAAAUAUUCUGAAAGAGCUAUUAUAUCCAAUUUGCAAACAGACAGAAAGCAACGUAAAAUCAGCUGAAAUAUUGCCUACAACAACUGUUCAACUUGUGGGCUGCAUAUGCAGAGUAUACAAAUAAAUGACAGUAAUGCCAUCAGUGAGCUGUUACAAGUUAUGCCAUAUAUACAUCAUAUAUAUGUUUAUCACGCAACAACUGAGAGUUUAAACUUACAAAAGAGUGCAUGUUAACUUAUAGAAGAUGUAAGAAAAACAAGUGAAAUUGUUGGGGAGAGUGCGUGUAAAGCACCAAAACAAGUGUUGUGCCUAAAUUGAUGACUGGUGAAUAGCUUAAAAUAUAUUAAUUUAUAUAUUUUAUUGGCUAAGACGCCAUAUAUUAAACCAUAGAAACCUCCAAUAGCCUACCUGAAGAAAAGUUGAAGCAUUCCCAAUGAGUAUACAACCGAAGGCUGCCAUCUUUGCUAAUGGAACAUUUGUCAUGUGACUGAUCACCUGUCAAAAGAAAAUUAGGGAAACUCUUUUUUAUACAUUGCUGAAAAACCUAUUUUUGCUAUAAAUUUAAAUAAAGAGCAGCAGUGUUUAAUAAA